AUGAGCAUCCAGACCAUCCGUAACGUGUUCAGCGUGGACACCGUCUACCGUCUGUCUGACGAUCAGAUGGUCAAUCACUUCCCCAACCACUACGAGCUGACCAGGAAGGACCUGAUGAUCAAGAACAUGAAGCGCUACAGGAAGGAACUGGCGAAGGAGGCCAGUCCUUUAGAGGAGAAGGACGAAAACGGGAAGUACCUCUACCUAGAGUUUGUGCCGGUGAUGUUCAUGCUGCCAGCUGACUAUAACCUGUUCGUGGAGGAGUUUCGCAAGAGUCCGUCCAGCACGUGGAUCAUGAAGCCGUGUGGGAAGGCGCAGGGCAAAGGCAUCUUCCUCAUCAACAAGCUCUCUCAGAUCAAGAAGUGGUCUCGCGACAGCCGCACCUCCACGUUUGUGACGGUCAACAGCGGGAAGGAGGCCUAUGUCAUCUCCCUGUACAUCGAUAACCCACUGCUGAUCGGAGGGAAGAAGUUCGACCUGCGGCUCUAUGUGCUGGUCACCAGCUACAGGCCGCUGAAGUGCUACAUGUGAGUAUUUCCAUCA
Molecule: messenger RNA, 543 nt
Organism: Sinocyclocheilus rhinocerous
Lineage: Eukaryota; Metazoa; Chordata; Actinopteri; Cypriniformes; Cyprinidae
Product: probable tubulin polyglutamylase TTLL1
Exons: 3
Coding region: 1-531 (176 amino acids)
Biological process (GO): microtubule cytoskeleton organization; protein polyglutamylation
Cellular component (GO): ciliary basal body
Molecular function (GO): tubulin-glutamic acid ligase activity; tubulin binding
Source: RefSeq, a predicted model, not a curated record